UCUUCGGCCGACAUUUCGGGAGCUGCUUUCGUUGCGUAGGCAUCGAGGGUGCAUUCGGUAGUAACUAUAACUUCGAUUGUAUCGUAACAUAUCGUGCAGUUAAUCACUAACCGUUUAACACUUAUCAUUUAACAAUAACAUUGAUCAUUGUAAUCUUGCGUACCAAGUUCGGUAAUCGAAAGUUUGAAUUUUCCGAAAUUCUCAAAGUUUUUCCAAGUGCUGCGACUCAAAAAAAGUACAUUGGUGUUUUGUGAUAUGACAUUAGUGGGAAACGACGAAAACACAUCGCCCAUAAUGUUGACCAUGCAGCACCAUCAGCAGCACCACGCUCACACUCAGCAGCACCAUCAUCAACACCAACAACACAAUCACAGCCAUUCAAAUAACAGUUUGACCAGCAACAGCGUGAAUCUCCAGACCCAUCGGAGCAACGUGAUUGUUUCAACCGGAGGACUGUCCUCGGGUUCUAGCGAGCUCAAAGCCCAGAGCUGCAAAAGGAGCAAGAUGUACCAAACUACUCCUUACGGAACAGUUCCACACCAGCCGGCCUCAGUCGCGCGCAGGAACGCCAGGGAACGGAACCGCGUUAAGCAGGUUAACAACGGAUUCGCGACUUUAAGGCAACACAUUCCUCAAAGUGUCGCGCAAGCUCUGGGAGGCAAUACUGCGGGAACCCACGGUGGCUCCAGGGCUGGAAGCAAAAAACUCUCCAAAGUUGAGACCCUCAGGAUGGCUGUUGAGUACAUCAGAAGCUUGCAGCGCUUGCUGGAUGACCAUGAUGGCUCUGACAUGGGAAGCGCUCUUUCUGGCUCUAGCUCACCCAGCCCCUCCUCUAUCUGCGGCUCCAGGGUUGAACUUCACCAGGACAUUCAGGAUCUCCAUCAUCAGCAUCUCAGGCAGAAUCCCAGUCCUUCGAACUUCAUGCUGCCUUGCUCUGAAGCAUCCAGCUCGCCCACACCUAGCUUUGUUUCCGAAACUUCUUCUUCGGGAAGUCAAGGAUACGGUGCCACUUUUACUACUCUCUAUGCGCCGAAUACUGAUGGUUACAAUAUUAAUUAUGAGCCCAUGAGUCCGGACGAUGAGGAAUUGCUGGAUGUCAUCACCAAGUGGCAGGAAAAUCAGCAGUGAAAUUUUAUCAGAAAUUUGGUACGGGAUGUGCAAGGACUGAAAUAUACGCCUGUGAUCUAGUCAAUACUCUCUUGGAAUCCUGAAAAAUUUCACAAUUCCUCAAUAAGGAACGACAAAAUUGUAAAUAAUCUAAGUGAAAAUUUUUUAAUUUUUCAAAAAAUGUAAUUUGUAAUUUUGUAAAUUGUUUUUAUUUUAUAAUUAAGAUUUUAUGAGAAUAAAAGAGUAAGAUUAGUUGGAAAAUAUUUAUAAAAAUAGAUAGAAUUUAUAUUGUAAUAAAUUUAAGCCUCGAAGAUUGUAAAUAUUAAAAUGUUAAAAAUAUUUUAUAUAUGAUACAUUAUUUUAUUGAAUAUAUAAAUAUAAUGAUGGA
Messenger RNA from Cotesia glomerata, 1495 nucleotides. RefSeq names its product achaete-scute complex protein T3-like. The coding region runs from base 256 to 1128 and encodes 290 amino acids. The transcript has 2 exons. NCBI's taxonomy places the organism in Eukaryota, Metazoa, Arthropoda, Insecta, Hymenoptera, Braconidae. Gene Ontology annotation, molecular function: DNA-binding transcription factor activity, RNA polymerase II-specific; RNA polymerase II transcription regulatory region sequence-specific DNA binding; protein dimerization activity. Gene Ontology annotation, biological process: developmental process; regulation of transcription by RNA polymerase II. The record is from RefSeq and is a predicted model, not a curated record.